Molecule: messenger RNA, 3287 nt
Organism: Trematomus bernacchii (emerald rockcod)
Lineage: Eukaryota; Metazoa; Chordata; Actinopteri; Perciformes; Nototheniidae
Gene: mapkapk2a
Product: MAPK activated protein kinase 2a
Exons: 10
Coding region: 526-1638 (370 amino acids)
Biological process (GO): cellular response to vascular endothelial growth factor stimulus; protein autophosphorylation; inflammatory response
Cellular component (GO): cytoplasm; nucleus
Molecular function (GO): calmodulin binding; mitogen-activated protein kinase binding; calcium-dependent protein serine/threonine kinase activity
Source: RefSeq, a predicted model, not a curated record
GCUGGGUGUCUGUCGGUCGGAAAGUGAACUGUGUGUUUGGCGUGCUACUGCUACUGUCGGAGUUUUCCCCUGUUGUCUGUCUUUCGUUAAGUGUUUUCGUCGUUUUUUUACUUCACUCGUAAGCUUGUACCUUUCUAAUUUAGAAACCCAGUCCUGUCGCCGAUUUAUGGGCUGUUUUAGAAAAGUUCCUGAAGUGCUCUUUGAGGAACCGGUGGACGGCGGACACCACCGGAGAUGGAUAAGCUAACCGAUAGCUGAGUUGUUAGCCGAGAAUCACAGGUCAAGAAUAGGAUCAAGCUAGCAUGCUAACAGCUAGCUAACUUAGCAUUUAAUCGGCUAACCAAGUGACUUUGUUAACCUGUAACGUCAGAACUACUGUCUGUUGUAUCUCGGGCCUGGCUGCUACACUGUGAACACCGGAGGCCAGCUAACCCAGGAAGAAGACUCGGUCUGUAAUUUUAAGGAAAAAGACAGAAGUGUUGUUAAGAAGUGGCUGUUGUUCGCCUCUCAGCCCAAACCAAAAGCAUGCUAUCCAACGCACAGAACCCGGGCCAGUUCCUCCCCUUCAACGCGAGACCCUCCUUACAGAUCAAGAAGAAUGCCAUCACAGACGACUACAAGGUGACCAGCCAGGUGCUGGGGCUGGGCAUCAAUGGCAAGGUGCUUGAAAUCUUCCAAAAGAAGACUGGAGACAAGUAUGCGCUGAAGAUGCUGCAGGAUUGUGCCAAGGCCCGCAGGGAAGUGGAGCUCCACUGGAGGGCGUCACCUUGUGCCAACAUCGUGCGCAUCAUUGAUGUCUACGAGAACCUCUAUCAGGCCAGGAAGUGCCUGCUUAUUGUCAUGGAGUGCAUGGAUGGUGGUGAGCUUUUCAGUCGAAUCCAGGACAGAGGAGACCAGGCCUUCACAGAGAGAGAGGCAUCUGACAUCAUGAAGAGCAUAGGAGAGGCCAUCCAGUUCCUGCAUGCAAUCAACAUUGCCCACAGAGAUGUCAAGCCAGAGAAUCUGCUGUAUUCUACCAAGAGGCCCAAUGCCCUGCUCAAACUCACAGAUUUUGGCUUUGCCAAGGAAACCACUUCACACAACUCUUUAGCUACUCCCUGCUACACACCCUACUAUGUUGCUCCAGAAGUUCUGGGCCCAGAGAAAUAUGACAAGUCCUGUGACAUGUGGUCGUUGGGUGUGAUUAUGUAUAUCCUCUUGUGUGGAUACCCUCCUUUUUAUUCUAACCAUGGUCUAGCCAUCUCCCCUGGGAUGAAGAAGAGGAUCAGGAUGGGCCAGUAUGAGUUUCCCAACCCUGAAUGGUGUGAUGUGUCAGAGGAAGCUAAACAGCUGAUUAGGACCCUCCUCAAAACUGAGCCAACGCAAAGGAUGACCAUCACAGAGUUCAUGAAUCACCCGUGGAUCAAUCAGUCGAUGGAAGUCCCCCAGACCCCACUUCACACCAGCCGGGUGCUAAAGGAGGAGAAGGACGCUUGGGAGGAUGUCAAGGAGGAAAUGACCAGUGCCUUGGCAACAAUGAGGGUUGACUACGAGCAAAUCAAGAUCAAGACCAUUGAGGACUCGAAAAACCCACUGCUAACGAAACGGAGGAAUAAAGCCAGUAACCCCAUGCAGGACCCCCAGUCUGCUGCCCACUGAAAGAUGCACGCAUGCAUGCACAUACAGACACAGGUUGUAAAAAGGAAGCAAUAAUUUGUCGACAUGUGAGUCGCGUUGCAUGGAUUUUCUCAGUGUUUUAUUUUUUCAUGGCAAAUUCUAAUGUUUUGUAGGAGUGUUUGUUUUUAUUACUCUUCCAUUUUAACAAACCCACCACUCUGCUCUGGCAGAGAGGAUGUUUAUCUGUGUUUUGACACCAGUAAAGAGAUUAUGAAAUAUAGAAAAGGAGAGGAGAGGGAAUCGGUGAGUUCUCUCGCCUCUCCUUUCCCAAAUAUCAGGUUGUGUACUCGGAGGGGCUUGAAUGUUGGGAUAUGACAUGAAGCCUUAGCAUUAGCAGUAGUUCUCUUUUACCCAGCAGCCCUCGUUCAGCUCUUGCCCCAAACCUUUGAAUGUUAAAUCAAAUGGCUAAAUCCCAAAAAGAAAAGCAAGGGAAGGUUUCUUUUACAUCGUAAAUGCAACGUUAGCAGAUGUAUUUUGAAGUGGAAUGUAAAGACUCUGUCCCUGACAGUUAAGAUUAGCUUGAAAUAGUCACUUAUUUCUGGGACUUGACGUGGGAGUGUCCGUCAGGUUCAGUUUGUCUUUGUGAAUGUCAUGAGGCCUAUGCACUCACAACGGCCGUGUGCCAUUCUGACAGAGCACCUCACUCGUGGCCCCGCUCUCCUACCUUAAUCUACGCUUGUUUUUCAGGUACAUAGUUUAUAAGGCAGAGAAGGACGCAACGUUUAGGACAGAAACCGGCCCGACUUUUUCUGCCACAUGUAGCUCAUAGGAGAGUAGGAGCAAACCGAUACUGUAUUUUUUCAUGGAUUUUAUGAACAUAUUAGCAUAGGCCUUACUAUCUAAAGCAGCAAAUUACUUUUAACCCCUACCCACCAUUUGGUUCAGGCUUUUACCAAUGUUAUGCUUCCCAAUUUAUAACAUUGCAGAUGAUAUAUCAGGUUAAUAUUAUGCAGAUAUGUCGGUCAGCUUGAAGUACUGCUUGGACCUUUUCCUUAGUGUGGAUUUCUGUUUGCAGAAGUGUUGGAGAGAGAAACAAUAAGGAGUGUUUGUGUGUGUUUAUGUAAUUAGUAGCGAUUCUUCUAGGGAAUAAUACAUGGUUCAGACAGACUGGGAAAUCACUUUUUACUUUUGCCAGCUUAACUUUGAGGAGGCUCAAUGACGAAGUCUGGUCAAACUUUCCUGGGAGAUUGAAAGGAAGUAGAAAGUACUUGGGAGCUGCUUCUCGUCCCAGGGCAGAAUCUCUAACAAUACCACCAGCAAGCUGUCGUCACACUCGAGUGUGAUGGUUGGUUUCUCUUCAAUGUUCUUGUUAACGCAACAGGAAGCUUCCAGCUCACUUUGGGAUCAUGGGAAAUGAUUGUGUUAAUGUUGUCAGUUUAGUCCACUUCACUUUGUUAAAUCACAUCCACAUUACCUGUCACAUCGCACAUACAAAUCUCUCACUGUAAAAAUGUUCAUUGAAUGUUUGUGACAAUGUUUUGUUUUUCUUUUCAUCCCAAACACCUAUUUUGUAGUGGAAGCACAGAAAUGUUUGUCGUUUUUUUUUUUCUUGUCAUCAAGUCUGUCCGGCUCCACCUGCUAUACUUUUGUCUGCUUCAGCUUUGGAUUAAAAAAACACAUAAAACACAAAA